CAGGAGCUCCCACGCUGCUGUUCCUCUUCCAUUUUCAGCUUUUAAAGAACACCCGCCCCUUCGAACCACCGAGGUCACGGGCGAAUACACCGGAGCGCAGCACCGCGCCCCCCCUGCCCGCCUCCGCGCCCUUGCCCAGACCGAGGCGGCCGACGCGCCUGCGUGCGCGCUAGGUAUAAAUAGGUCCCAGGAGGCAGCCACUGGGCAGAACCGGGCUGCGGGAGCCGCGGGCCAUGGCGGGCGAGAACCACCAGUGGCAGGGCAGCAUCCUCUACAACAUGCUUAUGAGCGCGAAGCAAACGCGCGCGGCUCCUGAGGCUCCAGAGACGCGGCUGGUGGAUCAGUGCUGGGGCUGUUCGUGCGGCGAUGAGCCCGGGGUGGGCAGAGAGGGGCUGCUGGGCGGGCGGAACGUGUCGCUCCUGUACCGCUGCUGCUUUUGCGGUAAAGACCACCCACGGCAGGGCAGCAUCCUCUACAGCAUGCUCACGAGCGCAAAGCAAACGUACGCGGCACCGAAGGCGCCCGAGGCGACGCUGGGUCCGUGCUGGGGCUGUUCGUGCGGCUCUGAUCCCGGGGUGGGCAGAGCGGGGCUUCCGGGUGGGCGGCCCGUGGCACUCCUGUACCGCUGCUGCUUUUGUGGUGAAGACCACCCGCGGCAGGGCAGCAUCCUCUACAGCUUGCUCACUAGCGCAAAGCAAACGCACGUGGCUCCGGCAGCGCCCGAGGCACGGCCAGUGGGCGCGUGGUGGGACCGCUCCUACUUCGCGCAGAGGCCAGGGGGUAGAGAGGCGCUAGCAGGCGGGCGGGCCAUGGGGCUUCUGUACCGCUGCUGCUUUUGCGGUGAAGACCACCCGCAGCAGGGCAGCACCCUCUACUGCAUGCCCACGAGCACAAAUCAAGUGCAGGCGGUUCCGGAGGAGCGGCCGAGGGCCCCCUGGUGGGACACCUCCUCUGGUGCGCUGCGGCCAGUGGCGCUCAAGAGUCCACAGGUGGUCUGCGAGGCAGCCUCAGCUGGCCUGUUGAAGACGCUGCGCUUCGUCAAGUACUUGCCCUGCUUCCAGGUGCUGCCCCUGGACCAGCAGCUGGUGCUGGUGCGCAACUGCUGGGCGUCCCUGCUCAUGCUUGAGCUGGCCCAGGACCGCUUGCAGUUCGAGACUGUAGAAGUCUCGGAGCCCAGCAUGCUGCAGAAGAUCCUCACCACCAGGCGGCGGGAGACCGGGGGCGACGAGCCACUGCCCGUGUCCAUGCUGCAGCCCCAUUUGGCACCGCCGGCGGAGGCCAGGAAGGUGCCCUCCGCCUCCCAGGUCCAAGCCAUCAAGUGCUUUCUUUCCAAGUGCUGGAGUCUGAACAUCAGUACCAAGGAGUACGCCUACCUCAAGGGGACCGUGCUCUUUAACCCGGACGUGCCGGGCCUGCAGUGCGUGAAGUACAUUCAGGGACUCCAGUGGGGAACUCAGCAGAUACUCAGUGAACACGCCAGGAUGACGCACCAAGGGCCCCAUGACAGAUUCAUCGAACUGAAUAGUACCCUUUUCCUGCUGAGAUUCAUCAAUGCCAAUGUCAUUGCUGAACUGUUCUUCAGGCCCAUCAUUGGCACAGUCAGCAUGGAUGAUAUGAUGCUGGAAAUGCUUUGUACAAAGUUGUAAAGGCCUGUGGGCCACACAAAUGCAGUACUGCAGUUCACCAUGAGGGAAGAAUAAAGAGCUGUGGGCAAAAGAGUGUAAAAUAUUUUAAAAUAAACUUUCUUAUUAUUUUUA
Chlorocebus sabaeus (green monkey) is the source of this 1757-nucleotide messenger RNA. RefSeq names its product nuclear receptor subfamily 0 group B member 1 (gene NR0B1). Gene Ontology annotation, cellular component: cytoplasm; nucleus. Gene Ontology annotation, molecular function: transcription corepressor activity; transcription factor binding. NCBI's taxonomy places the organism in Eukaryota, Metazoa, Chordata, Mammalia, Primates, Cercopithecidae. The record is from RefSeq and is a predicted model, not a curated record. Gene Ontology annotation, biological process: negative regulation of transcription by RNA polymerase II; adrenal gland development; male gonad development.